Hippocampus zosterae (dwarf seahorse) is the source of this 1921-nucleotide messenger RNA. Its product is annotated as sphingomyelin synthase-related protein 1-like. Gene Ontology annotation, cellular component: Golgi membrane; endoplasmic reticulum membrane. Gene Ontology annotation, biological process: ceramide biosynthetic process. Gene Ontology annotation, molecular function: sphingomyelin synthase activity; ceramide cholinephosphotransferase activity; protein binding. The coding region runs from base 228 to 1445 and encodes 405 amino acids. The record is from RefSeq and is a predicted model, not a curated record. Lineage: Eukaryota; Metazoa; Chordata; Actinopteri; Syngnathiformes; Syngnathidae. The transcript is spliced from 6 exons.
UGGCUAUGACCACUCGUGUGACGUCACGACUGAGCAGGAUGCCAACUAGCAGCGCGACAUGAUUGCGCACAAGCGCCGCCGCGAUGUUAUUGUUAGUAAAAACAGCAAGGCUGAUAUUAUGAAUUGCUCGCGCGGUUCCCUUUCCACUUGGCCGACCUUCGGAAGUCAAACGUGCCGCCGGCCGGCGUCGUUCGCUUGAGCUCAGCCCGGCAUUAGAUGCUUGUGAAAUGAUCCCGCCAAGUGUCCGCCGCUGGACACCCAAGCACGUGGCCAAGUGGCUGAAGGACGAGGGCUUCUGCGAUUACGUGGACCUGCUGUGCCACAAGCACCGGCUGGAUGGCAGCAGCCUGCUGGCCCUCAGCGAGUACGACCUGCGCUCCCCGCCGCUGGAGCUCAAAGUGCUGGGUGACAUCAAGCGCCUCAUGGCAUCCAUCCGCAAGCUUCAGAAGCAGAACCUGGACACGCUGGAGGAGCUGGGCCUGCCCUUCGACGGCCACUCGCCCACCGGCUCGGGCGACUGGUUGUGCAACGGCGAGGCGGCGCGGACCUGCGACGGCGCCGACACGGCACCCGUCGGCGAGGAGUACCAGAAAUACACCAACGGCAAGUACAAGCAGCAGACGCGGCGGCUGGACCCCGAAUGCUGGAAGACGGUGCUGAGCUCCGUCUACGUGGUCUUCGUGUUCGGGUUCACAUCCUUCGUCAUGGUCAUCGUGCACGAGAGGGUCCCCGACAUGGCCACGUACCCGCCCCUCCCGGACAUCUUCCUCGACAGUGUGCCUCGAAUCCCGUGGGCCUUCGCGAUGGCCGAGGCGUGUGGCGUCAUCUUGUGCAUCAUCUGGCUGAUGGUUCUACUGCUGCACAAACAUCGGUCCAUUCUCCUCCGCCGAAUGUGCAGCCUCAUGGGGACGGUGUUCAUGUUGCGUUGCAUCACCAUGUUCGUCACCUCCUUGUCCGUGCCGGGACAACACCUGCAGUGUUCCGGGAAGAUGUACGGCGACACGUGGGCCAAGCUGCGUCGGGCCGUGGCCAUCUGGAGCGGCUUCGGCAUGACGCUGACGGGCGUGCACACGUGCGGGGACUACAUGUUCAGCGGACACACCGUCGUCAUCACCUUGCUCAACUUCUUUGUCACCGAGUACACGCCGCGCAGCUGGCACUUCAUCCACACGCUGUCGUGGGUGCUCAACCUGUUUGGAAUCUUCUUCAUCCUGGCGGCGCACGAGCACUACUCCAUCGACGUCUUCAUCGCCUUCUACAUCACCACGCGCCUCUUCCUCUACUACCACACGCUGGCCAACACGCGCGCCUACCAGCAGAGCCGCCGCGCGCGCAUCUGGUUUCCCAUGUUCUCCUUCUUCGAGUGCAACGUCAACGGGCCCGUGCCCAACGAAUACUGCUGGCCCUUCUCGCGGCCCGCCGUCCUCAAAUUCGUCAUCGGCUAGAGGGGAGGCGCCGGCUGGCCGUCCGUCCGUCCGUCCGUUGGAGUGACUUUACACAGCCUGCCUUUGACUUGUGUUUAGUCGAAAGUAAGAAUCUGCCAAAAUUGUCUUUUGUCUUAAAGUGCGAUUCCAUUUGCCAAUGACCUUUGCCGUAGGUUUCCUUGUGUAGAAUUGGGGGGGACCAUUUUCCUAUCAGGGGCCAUACUAGAGUCCAUCUAGAGAAACCGUGGUGCCCUGAGAUACGAGUGACCUGAUUCCAGUUGUAUGGUGACAGUGAACGCACCUCAACUCACUUCACAACAAGCAGCAAUUUGACACAAAGAGCCAUUCCUGAAAAUUGGUGCCUUCAAGCUGAUGAGUGCCACUCACAGUUGAUGCUCACCGUCAAACUAAACGUUAACGUAAUGCUAACACGGAACGGGGAAAACCCGAGACGGCUAACAAAAGUAGCAUCAAUGUUGCGGUGCUUAUAGCGCUUG